This is a messenger RNA of Enterospora canceri, 393 nucleotides long. NCBI's taxonomy places the organism in Eukaryota, Fungi, Microsporidia, Enterocytozoonidae. The record is from the annotation of a GenBank genome assembly.
AUGGCAAAGUGCAGAACAACCAACAAGUCACUGAGUAUCAAGGAUAGAUACAACGGAAUCAAGAAGACUCCUAAAGAGGGUAUUCUCGAGACUAAGCACAAGUAUCCCAGGAACGUAUUCAAGAAGUCGUAUGAGAACAAGAUGGUGAUCAAAUACGCCUUGAAGAAUGAGAGAGUUGCGAAAGUCAUGGAGAGAGACAACACGCUCGUGUUCAUCGUGGAUGUGGCAGCAACUAAAUCAGAGAUAAAGAAGGCAGUCGUAGAGAAGUACUAUGCCCCAGUUGUGAAGGUGAAUACGCUGAUCACGUUCAAGAGGCACGAGAAGAAGGCAUUCGUGAAGUUUGCGGAAGAGGGUGCUGCUGUCACAAUUGCAGGCAAAGCUGGCAUUUUAUAA